AAACCCAAGAUCUUGGAAUCAGUGAGUCCUCCGUCACGCCCCCCCUUCUCCUCCUCCUCCCCCCACAGGCCUCUCGACUACAACAUCACACACACAUGGGACGGAGAGCCCUUAGGCAGCGAGCGGCCGGUCCAGCUGCGCCUGUCGGGGAGUCCUGACGGGAAACACCUCGAGGUCAGCAUCAUUGCGCCCUUCUUCGAUGACGCUCCUUCCUCCGACGCGCCUUCGGGAGAGUCGGUUAUGCCGCUUUUCAGAGACGAAGUGGUGGAAGCUUUUUUCCUCAACGAUGAAGAUCAGUAUUUCCAAAUGCAAUUAACUCCGCGGGGCCAUUACCAAGGUCUCCUUUACAACGGCGAGCGGGUCCGGAUACGUUUUCACCUGCCGUUAAUGACCACCGCGCGCAUUAACCGGGAAUCGAACACCUGGACGGGCCUGGUUAAGAUCCCUGUGGAUUACUUGCCUCGUAAUGUGACAAAGUUCAACGCUUAUGCCUCGCACGGAGCGGCCCCAAACCGUCAGUUCUGGAGUCUCUUCCCCUCAGACGGCUCUCUCUCCGAACCGGACUUCCACGCGUUGCAGUUUUUCGAAGAGGUCGACUUCACGCAGGUGCUUCCCGAUCUCCCCGAGGAGUCAUCUCAACUCUGGCUCGAUGCCAUUGAGGGGAUCUUCCGAUACCACAUCAAGACAGAAUGGAACAGUAUACCCGUGACUCACGAUCCGGUCGAAAUUAAGCUCCAAGGAUUCGAGGCAGGUGUUGAGAUGAACGUCACGGCUCCCUUCUUCAACGACCCCAAGCCCGACGGUCCUUCUGGCCAGCCCUUCUACGGUCUCUGGGAUUACGAGGUUGUGGAGAUGUUCUUCCUCAACGACAACGACGAGUAUCUGGAGGUGGAGCUCGGACCUUGGGGCCAGCACCUCCUCCUCCUGCUCAAGGGCGCCCGCAACGCCAUCAAGCACUCCAUGCCCCUAGACUACAUCGCUCAAGUCCCAACGACAACGGACGGGAAGUGGACGGGGUCGGCCUUGAUCCCCCCCGAGUACUUCCCCCCGAAUGUGACCCGCAUCAACGCCUACGCCAUCCACGGCACGGACAAGGACAGGAUCUACGAGUCGCUCUUCCCGGCGCCCGAGAACGACCUGGACUAUCCCCAGCCGGACUUCCACCGCCUGGAGCUGUUCAAGCCGAUCGACUUCCAGUUCCAAAUGCCCAACAACUCGGAGUACUCGCAGCUGUGGCAGGAGGCCAUGACCAGCGGCGGCAGCUCGUCGACGGGGAUCUCGCCAGUGGUUAAGGACGAGGAGGAGGUGGAGAUAACGACGACGCUGGGUCUCCGCGACGAAGACGAGGAGUUCGUGACCACGUUCGCUCCCGAGACGGAGAGGCCCUUCUCUUCCUCCUCCUCCUCGACGCGCCGGAGGGGCUCCACGCGACGGAAGCCGAUGCCGCACAAGGUAGAGUCGCAAGUUGUGUCGCGACCGCAGAGCCGGGAGGACCAGUCUCAGUUCCGGCAGCGGCUGGGUGAGGCGUCGUUCUUCAACCCCGGCCCCGUGCCCAGACCUCAACAGGUCCGGGGAACCGCUCCGGACCGCUUGCAGGAUCGUGUGCUCGUGUCGGAGGCGGCGGACCAGAAUCGGAAUGUCGAUCAGCGGUUCUCGCAGGCGACUGAUGGAUUCCAAAACCAAGGAUUCCCGUUCCAGGAUCAAGGACGCCCCCAGGCAGUAUUCCAGGAUCAAGGACGCCCCCAGGCAGCAUUCCAGGAUCAAGGACGCCCCCAGGCAGCAUUCCAGGGUCAAGGACGCCCCCAGGCAGCAUUCCAGGAUCAAGGACGCCCCCAGGCAGCAUUCCAGGAUCAAGGACGCCCCCAGGCAGCAUUCCAGGGUCAAGGACGCCCCCAGGCAGCAUUCCAGGAUCAAGGACGCCCCCAGGCAGCAUUCCAGAAUCAAGGACGCCCCCAGGCAGCAUUCCAGGAUCAAGGACGCCCCCAGGCAGUAUUCCAGGAUCAAGGACGCCCCCAGGCAGUAUUCCAGGAUCAAGGACGCCCCCAGGCAGCAUUCCAGGAUCAAGGACGCCCCCAGGCAGCAUUCCAGGGUCAAGGACGGCCCCAGGCAGUAUUCCAGGAUCAAGGACGCCCCCAGGCAGUAUUCCAGGAUCAAGGACGCCCCCAGGCAGUAUUCCAGGAUCAAGGACGCCCCCAGGCUGCAUUCCAAGAUCAAGGACGCCCCCAGGCAGCAUUCCAGGAUCAAGGACGCCCCCAGGCAGUAUUCCAGGACGAAGAGACGCAGUCAUUCCCGCAAGGCCAAGACCCGCAGGCGUUCCUAGCGGACGAAGAGCCGUUCGAGACGCAGCCGCCGUUCUUCCCGGAGGAAGAGGAGGAGGAGUUCCGCCAGAGGCCGAGCGUCCCCGCCAGCCAGCCCAGCAGGGUGUUCAGCAGCCCGCCGCUGGUGAGGGACGGCGAGCAGGUGGCGUCUCCUGAGGUGGAGGCGGCCAUCCAGACUCUAUCGCAGGCCACGGCGGCGCUGCCUCCCCCUCACCCUGUGUGCUUCGAGCCGGGCCUGGUUCCUGACUCCCAGCUGUGCUACGCCUUCCACGAGUGCGUGAUCGAGAACGGCGAGUGGCAGAUGUACUCGUGGCGCUGUCAGCGGGGCUUCGUGUACGACCCAGUCAACGUGGAGUGCAUUCGGGGGAGAUGCGCCACCAGGAGGAGGCUCGGGUGAAGGGGCGUCGGGGUCUAGCAAGGGGCGCUGAAAUGGGCUGAAAAAAACAAGCAAACAAAGGAUGAAAAUAAAGCUAAAACACAAAAAAUGAAUACACCGCAAACAAACAAAGAAAAGACUCAUUUUAUGUGUUGAAAUGAGCAAAAAAAAGCAACAAAAAGAUCAAAAUAAACUUGAAACACACACACACACAAAAUACAUACCGAAUAUAAAACCAGAAAAAUUAAAAGCUCAUUUUUGUGUUGGAAAACAAAUAAAGGGAAUAAAUCUGCUACGUAUGUACACAUGUAUGGAACAUUUUUCAGAGUGUCUUGAACUUCCGAGAUCUGACUCGAGGAAGCAGCUAGACCUCGGGGAAACUAUUCUAUAUUUUGCAUAUUACCCAACUUGAAUUACGCUGUUGCGGGGAUAUCAUGACUGAAGGUUGAUAUACGGUAGUUUCAUAAGGCUUAUAUACCCUAUACAUUCCAAUUACUGUGUCUCUUGUCUCUGCUGAUUCAGCAAGUUGUUAUUUGUUACAAUAAAAGAUUUGUCAUGAA
Molecule: messenger RNA, 3254 nt
Organism: Penaeus indicus
Lineage: Eukaryota; Metazoa; Arthropoda; Malacostraca; Decapoda; Penaeidae
Exons: 11
Molecular function (GO): chitin binding
Source: RefSeq, a predicted model, not a curated record